Kickxella alabastrina is the source of this 1293-nucleotide messenger RNA. Its product is annotated as tRNA-guanine(15) transglycosylase-like protein. The record is from RefSeq and is a predicted model, not a curated record. Bases 1 to 1293 code for a protein of 430 amino acids. The transcript has a single exon. Gene Ontology annotation, cellular component: cytosol. Lineage: Eukaryota; Fungi; Kickxellomycota; Kickxellomycetes; Kickxellales; Kickxellaceae. Gene Ontology annotation, molecular function: tRNA-guanosine(34) queuine transglycosylase activity.
AUGACCACAUCCGACGAAUUCGACAACCUAACGACACCGCUGGAAACGUCGACCAGCCCAGCACUAAAGUUCGAUGUCCUGGCCAAAUGCUCGACAACCAAGGCGCGCGCAUCAAAGAUGCACCUGCCCCACUACACGGCGCACACGCCCAUGUUUAUGCCGGUCGGAACAAUGGGAUCGAUAAAAGGUAUAACCACCAAGCAGCUCGAGAACCUCGACUGCCACGUUAUUCUCGGAAACACAUACCAUCUGGGGUCACGGCCAGGGCCAGAACUCUUGGAAGCUGCCGGCGGGCUGCAUGAGUUUAUGUCGUGGAACCGUGGGCUGCUGACGGAUAGCGGUGGAUUCCAGAUGGUCUCCCUACUGCGGCUGGCCAACAUCACCGAGGAGGGCGUGGAAUUCGAGAAUCCGCAUGACGGAAAAAAAAUGAUGCUAACACCCGAGAUGUCCAUCGGUCUACAGAACGCCAUUGGAGCGGAUAUCAUGAUGCAGCUGGACGACGUCGUGUCGUCGCUGACCACCGGCGACCGCGUCGAGGAGGCCAUGUGGCGGUCAGUCCGCUGGCUGGACCGCAGCAUCAAGGCAAAUAAGCGGCCGACCGAGCAAAACCUCUUCCCCAUUGUACAGGGCGGCCUGGACGCGCGCCUGCGCACGUUGUCAGCACACGAGCUGAUCAAGCGAGACUCCCCCGGGUACGCCAUCGGCGGGCUCAGCGGCGGCGAGGCGAAGGACUCGUUCUGGCGCAUGGUCUCACUGUCCACCGACAUCCUGCCCGAUAACAAGCCUCGCUACUGCAUGGGCGUCGGGUAUGCUGAGGACCUCGUCGUGUGCUCUGCGCUGGGGGUCGACAUGUAUGACUGUGUGUUCCCAACGCGUACUGCGCGCUUUGGCAACGCCUUGGUGCGCACCGGGUCGUUGGCUCUGAAGCAGGGCCGAUUCAAGAAUGAUUUAGGUCCGAUCGAUCCUGACUGCAGCUGCCCGACGUGCAAGAACUACAGCAGGGCGUACCUCCACACCACUGUUACCAAGGACACUACUGGCUGCCAUCUGAUCACUAUCCACAACAUUGCUUACCAGAUGCGUCUGAUGCGCGAUAUCCGCCAGGCUAUUGUUGACGACCGCUUCCCCGAGUUCAUCCGCGAGUUUAUGAGCAUUAGGUUUGGAAAGACCGUGCCCAAAUGGAUCAUCAGCGCCCUCCAGUCGGUCGACGUCGACCUGACUGCCGUCGAUGAAAAGACGGGAUACUCGGCUACGCCCAUCAGCGACGACUUCCAAAAGGUGCCCAACAUGUAA